AUGUCUGACAGUCAGAAAGCCCUCCUCUGCCAUACUGUUGCCUUUGAUAUCACUGGAAACUGGUUUCACUCCGCUGUCAGUGCUUUUGUGCUGGUCAACGCAAUAUGGGUGUAUAAUCUAGUCAUUGUUCAAAUACCUCAUGGGCCGGUAAUGUUUGCUUUAAGUAUCAAGACUUUAAACUAUAUUUUGACAUCCAUCCAAAGCAUACUGUGUGAAUGUCGUUUUCCAAAGACUGGACACACAGAAGAAACUGUGUCUGAAAACAGGACGCAUGCAGGACACAAUGCCUCCAUCUUUUUAUAUGCGUGA
This is a messenger RNA of Xyrichtys novacula (pearly razorfish), 309 nucleotides long. NCBI's taxonomy places the organism in Eukaryota, Metazoa, Chordata, Actinopteri, Labriformes, Labridae. The record is from the annotation of a GenBank genome assembly.